Molecule: messenger RNA, 902 nt
Organism: Bombyx mandarina (wild silkworm)
Lineage: Eukaryota; Metazoa; Arthropoda; Insecta; Lepidoptera; Bombycidae
Product: isochorismatase domain-containing protein 1
Source: RefSeq, a predicted model, not a curated record
UUAAUUUUUAUCCGGCAUCGUUUGUUUUCUCGUAAAUUUUUAAAGCAAUAAUAGAAAUGGCUGCUCGUAAUAUAAUAAAAUUAGGUGCGUUAGAAGCUAAAAACACUGCUUUUCUAUUAUGUGACAUUCAAGAGACCUUCAGGCCUCACGUAAAGCAUUUUGGAGAGGUUGUAAAAGUUGCUAAUAAGAUGUUAGAGGCAGCUAAACAUUUCAAAAUACCAGUCUACGUGUCCGAGCAGUACCCCAAAGGUCUCGGUCACACGACUAAGGACAUCAAAUUAGAAGACGCAGCUUUAGUAUACGAAAAGACCAAGUUUUCGAUGUACACCCCUGAGUUGCAAGAACGCUUGAAGAAGGACGUUCCUGAAUUGGGCUCCAUUGUCAUGUUUGGAAUUGAGGCUCAUGUGUGUAUAGAGCAAACAGUCAUUGAUUUGUUGAGUCGAGAUAUUGCAGUACAUGUGCUAGCUGACGGUGUCUCCUCAAGAUCUCUGAUGGACAGAGGAUUGGCUCUUCAGCGUCUCCAGUCCAUCGGCUGUUUCGUAGGUACUUCAGAGAACGUUCUCUUUAAGCUUUUGAAAGACAAAAAUCAUCCUGCCUUCAAGCAAAUUUCUAAAUUAAACGUGACCCCCGCCGCAAACGAAUUUGGCGGUAGUCAGUAAAAAUUAUAAUAGUUUUGUGAGGAAAUUAGCGAUUUCUUUAAAAAAUAAUAUGUAAAAAUCGCACCUAAUUAUUUUAGGUUAUUUUUAAGGUUAACAGUGAUCGAAGGAACAGAUCAAAGCGUUUGAAAAAAAAAUUUAUGACAGCAGCUGUCAACGUCAAUUCUAUCAAAUAAAACUGAACUUGUAAAUAUAUUUAUUUUUAAUGGAAUAUUAAAUAAAUGAACAUUUUUUUAUAUGUAUCGU